UCCAACCCAACUCUUAUACUUGAUUUGAUUUUCAAUCCGCGUCAACACGCACAUAUAUACAUUACCACGUCUGGUUCAUUAUCUCCCACUGUAUCAUAACUUUUCACCAUUUGAGACGAUCGAUUGUGGAGGGCGGCGGCGCGAGAUUUACGAUCAACAACCAUCUGCGACGAACCGCUUGGACCCUGUCGCGACCAACAUCUUCUUCCUUCGCGUCUCUUUUUAAACUUUUAAUUCGUAUAUCAACCCACGACCACCGGAGCUAGUAUCAGGAAGGCUAUACGGAUUCUUAUAGCUACGCGCGGUCGAUAGCGGGAUUCAGUUUGUCUUUCAAUAUGAAGGGCUUCAAGAAAGCCAUGAACUUAUCACGGACAAAGUCCAAUGAUUCCAAAUCAAAAUCACCUCAACCAUCCACUUCCAAACCACAACCACCUAUACCCAACACCACAUCAUCCGGUCCUUCUUCUCCGGCUGUCAAUUCACCGACAACAGACCGUACCGCCUCCCCAUUCGGUGCAGGUCAACAGAACCCUCUCACACCUCGUCGAUCUCCUAUCAAUGAUAAAGCAUCUCCAGCUCCUCCCAUGAUCUCCAUAUCUGCCGCUCCCAACCAAGGACCGGUUGGUACGGAGAUGCCAGCGGAUCCUAUUCCCCAUUCGCCACAUGGUCGAGGACUCGGUUCACCAGACCGACAAUUGGGUCCGGACGGAACUCCCACUCCUCCACGCGCUGGUCCUCUGAAUAGACUGAGGGGGGCAGCGAAGGAUACGAUACCAAUUGUCGGAAAGACACCUCGAAAACAGCGUAGUAGUAGAUUCUAUGUGACGGACAAUGUGGAAAUUGAGAAAUUACCAAAUUUCCAAGAUGUUCGGCCGGAGGAUAGAAACGAACUUUUUGUUCAGAAGCUUCAGCAAUGUAGAGUGAUUUUCGACUUCAACGACGCCAGUCGCGAUUUAGACGGCAAGCAGAUCAAAGCCCAAACACUGCAUGAGAUGCUUGAAUACAUCACCUCGAACAGGGGCGUCAUCACCGAGAAUAUUUAUCCUGAAGUUAUUGGCAUGUUUGCCACAAAUUUGUUUAGAUCAAUUCCUCCGCAGGUCAAUCCCACUGGGGAUGCAUUCGAUCCCGAGGAGGACGAACCGGUGCUUGAGCUGGCAUGGCCACAUUUGCAAAUUGUAUACGAGUUCUUCCUGCGCUUUGUCGAGAGUCCCGACUUCAACACGAACGUCGGAAAACGGUACAUAGAUCAAGGGUUUGUUUUGCAGUUAUUGGAUCUGUUCGAUUCAGAAGACCCGAGAGAGCGAGAUUUCCUAAAAACUACCUUACACCGGAUUUAUGGUAAAUUCCUCAAUCUACGAGCUUUCAUUCGACGCUCGAUCAAUCAUGUCUUCUUUCACUUCGUCUACGAGACAGAGCGACAUAAUGGUAUCGCCGAGCUUCUCGAAAUCCUUGGGUCCAUCAUUAACGGAUUUGCCCUGCCUUUGAAGGAAGAACACAAAAUUUUCCUCACCCGCGUACUCCUCCCGCUCCACAAGGCCAAAAGUCUUGCGCUAUACCAUCCUCAGUUGGCUUACUGCGUGGUGCAAUUCUUAGAGAAGGACGCCGCUCUCACCGAAGAUGUGUUGCUUGGACUAUUGCGAUAUUGGCCCAAGGUCAAUUCUCCAAAAGAGGUCAUGUUCCUGAACGAGGUGGAGGAGAUAUUGGAUGUCAUUGAACAAGUCGAGUUUGUCAAGGUGAUGCAACCGCUGUUCACUCAGCUGGCGAAGUGCAUCAGUAGUCAACAUUUUCAGGUGGCUGAAAGAGCUUUGUAUUAUUGGAACAACGAGUAUAUCGUCAAUCUCAUGGGUGAACAUAUCACUGUUGUUCUGCCUAUAGUAUUUCCCGCCCUAUAUCAAACUUCGAGAGCGCACUGGAACAGAACGAUUCACGGGAUGGUCUGCAACGCUCUGAAGUUGUUCAUGGAAAUUAAUCCUGAGGUAUUCGAUCAAUGUCAAACGAACUAUAAACGACAACGUAGACUGGAUUGGGAAAAAUCUGUCGCACGAUAUGACGAAUGGGUUGAACUUCGGGAACAAGCAAUCACCAGUCAUAAAUCCACACAUCCCUCUGAACCUAUACCAGCUUUCCUCACCGAACCCUUACCUGCUCGACCGGAAGACUUCGUGGAAGACAACAUGCCAGAUCUAUCCGCAGAGCUCACCGCUAAUGGCUUCGACGCCAGCGAGAGCUUCACCUUGGAUCGUAGUAUGGCAGAUGAUAUCGUACCUGUCGCCGACCCCGGUAUGGACAGACCUUCCCCUACCUCUCCGGUCGGAAUGGCACUUCAUGCGAACGGUCCUGCCAGCCCGACACCAACGGGAGGUCCUCAUCUGCGGAGAAAGAGUGUGUUGCCUAUCGACCCAGCUGUUAUGAGAGAUCUUCAGAACCAUCGAAGUUUAGAAGGAUCACCAGCCACGACCUCUGAUGAGCGUCCAUGAUAAAAAGAAAUAAAAGACGAAGUGGUGUAUUGUAUCUAUUGUGAAGCCUGUUUAGUCUUUAGAAAACGAAAUUUUCUCAGAAUUCCCAUUACUUUUAUUGGUACGCAAUAAUUAGCGGACGGAUUUUCAGCACUUGCAUUCUUUGCAAAUUCAUCAUCCAGAUUGUUAUGCUUUCCAUUCACUACCUUCUGCGUUUGACCCGGAUAUUUUAUACCCCCUCUGCAUCGGUAGUUGAUAGAUGUAGGACAUGCAGUGCAUAAAUGGG
Tremella mesenterica DSM 1558 is the source of this 2742-nucleotide messenger RNA. RefSeq lists its product as uncharacterized. Gene Ontology annotation, biological process: signal transduction. Gene Ontology annotation, cellular component: protein phosphatase type 2A complex. Bases 336 to 2477 code for a protein of 713 amino acids. Lineage: Eukaryota; Fungi; Basidiomycota; Tremellomycetes; Tremellales; Tremellaceae. The record is from RefSeq and is a predicted model, not a curated record. Gene Ontology annotation, molecular function: protein phosphatase regulator activity. The transcript has 9 exons.